CCCUGAGAUCAGUUCAGUAGUUGAAUCAGCUUCGCCUGCAUUUCUUCUUGUGCCUUUUUCUCUUCCUUCUCGUUUUCCUUUUCUUCAACCUAAACGACCACGACGACUGUGUCUUCCUCUCUGUCUCAACCAUGGUUCAUCUGCAGCUAGAUCCGUUUCUCAAUGAGCUCACAAGCAUGUUUGAGCGCAGCACCGAGAAGGGCUCCGUUUGGGUCACUCUUAAACGAUCUUCUUUGAAAUCUAAGCUGCAAAGGGAUAAACUGAGGACAGCUGGGGAAGCAAUUGAGUAUAGAUGCCUUAUACGUGCCACUGAUGGGAAAAAGACAAUAUCUACUUCGGUUGGACCGAAGGAUCACCAACGCUUUCAAGCUUCUUAUGCAACUAUAUUGAAGGCCCACAUGACUGCUCUAAAGAAGAGAGAAAGGAAAGACAAAAAGAAGCCUGCAGAAGCUGAUAAAAGAGAAGGGAGUUCGAAGAGAUCGAAGAAGUCUUAAAUAAUCUGCUGACCUUCUGUGCAAACUUCGUUUCCUGCUGACUCUGUUUUUGUUUUCCCCCAGAUAUUUUGUUGUUUUCGUUAUUAUAGUGAGAGGUGAAGGGGAAGGGGAAAAGAAGGGAAGGGAAAAGGAUAAAAGGAGGAGAGACAAAGAUUAGUGAAUAAUUCUUGCAUUUAAUCUUUACAUAGAUAUUCAUUUAGUGGCAAUUUUUGUGAAAAUUUUCUCAGUUCCCCAAGAGGUUAUAAAGUGAAUCUUUAGGAUAUUCUUCU
Vigna radiata var. radiata (mung bean) is the source of this 763-nucleotide messenger RNA. Its product is annotated as signal recognition particle 14 kDa protein. The record is from RefSeq and is a predicted model, not a curated record. Gene Ontology annotation, biological process: SRP-dependent cotranslational protein targeting to membrane. The transcript has 4 exons. Gene Ontology annotation, molecular function: endoplasmic reticulum signal sequence receptor activity; 7S RNA binding. Lineage: Eukaryota; Viridiplantae; Streptophyta; Magnoliopsida; Fabales; Fabaceae. Gene Ontology annotation, cellular component: signal recognition particle, endoplasmic reticulum targeting. Bases 132 to 494 code for a protein of 120 amino acids.